Triticum aestivum (bread wheat) is the source of this 2380-nucleotide messenger RNA. RefSeq names its product vicilin-like seed storage protein At2g18540. Bases 66 to 2144 code for a protein of 692 amino acids. The transcript is spliced from 5 exons. NCBI's taxonomy places the organism in Eukaryota, Viridiplantae, Streptophyta, Magnoliopsida, Poales, Poaceae. The record is from RefSeq and is a predicted model, not a curated record.
CCUCCCGUUCCUUCCACAGACCGCGCGAGGUCAGACGAGACAGCAGAAAAGAAAGACUUGCAAAAAUGGCGGUGGCGACAGCUCGGUGGCUCGUCCUGUCCCUGCUCGUGUCCGCCGCGGCCGCGGCGCAUGACACGAAAUGGAAGGCCGGGGCUGCGGUGGGCGGCCAGGUCGUGGAGAAGGAGCGGCGGAGGGUGGUCGCCGAGAGCGAGGCCGGCACGGUCACGGCCACGGACGUCGCCGACGCGGCGGGCACCGUGUACCGGCUGCAGUUCAUAACCAUGGACCCCGGCGCUCUGUUCCUGCCCGUGCAGCUGCACGCCGACGCGGUGUUCUACGUGCACAGCGGGCGGGGCAAGGUGACCUACAUCCAAGAAGGGGGCAGCGAGACAAGCUCGCUUGAAGUACAGCGAGGAGACGUGUACAACUUGGAGCAGGGCAGCAUCCUGUACAUCCAGAGCUACCCCAACGCCACCAGAGAGCGCCUUCGGAUCUACGCCAUUUUCACCAGCAACGCCAUCAACUGCGACGACCCAUCGCAUCCCACUUCAGAAGCAUACUCGAGCGUCAGCAAUCUACUGAGAGGAUUUGAUGUAAAGAUUCUUCGACAGGGAUUUGGGGUUUCCGGUGAAGUGGUGGAGGCAAUUCAGUCGGCGAAGAGCCCGCAGUUGAUUAUAAUGUACAAUCCAGACCAGGAGAAGAAAGAGAAGUCGAAUUGGACGGAAGAAAUCUUCGACGCGCUGUGGGGCGACGAGUCCCCACUGAACAAGAAGAAGAAGAAGGAUAAGCACAAGAAGAAGGACAAGAAGGACGACAAAUCCAAGAGCGAGACGUUCAACUUCUACUCCGGCAAGCCGGACGUCAAGAACUGCUUUGGAUGGAGCAAAACCAUGACCAACAAGGACCUGCAGAACCUCAAGGGGUCCAACAUUGGCAUGUUCAUGGUGAACCUGACCACGGGGUCUAUGAUGGGGCCUCACUGGAACCCGAAAGCCACGGAGAUCGCCAUCGUCACCCAGGGGUCAGGGAUCGUGCAGGUGGUAUGCCCGAGCACCGCGUCGGGCGCCGGAGGCGGUCACGGCCACCACGACGAGGGCGGCCGCGGGGGCGGCGAUCACGGUCACCACGAUGAGGGCGGCCGCAGGAGGGGCGAUCACGGUCACCACGACGAGGGCGGCCGCAGGGGCGGAGACCACGGGCAAGGAGGCGUAGAGUGCAAGAAUUCAGUGUUCAGAGUGAAGGAAGGCGACGUGUUCGUGGUGCCGAGGUUCCACCCGAUGGCGCAGCUGUCCUUCAACAACGGGUCGUUCGUGUUCGUCGGGUUCAGCACCCACAUGGGGGAGAACAACCCGCAGUUCCUGGCCGGGGAGCAUUCGGUGCUGCAGGUGAUCGGCAAGGAGAUAGUGGCGCUGGCGCUGGGGCAGAAGAACACGACCGCCGUGGAGCAGCUGCUGUCGGCCAAGAGCGGGUCGACCAUAAUGGCGUGCAUCUCGUGCGCGGAGGAGCUGGAGAGGAAGGCGGAGAAGGAGGAGCAGGAGGGCGGGAAGGGGGAGCGGGAGCGGGAAGAGGAGGAAGAGAGGGAGAGGAAGCAGAGAGAGGAGGAAGAGCGGAAGAAGCGGGAGGAGGAGGAAAGAGCAAGGAGAGAGGAGGAAGAGAGGGCGAGGAGGGAGGAGGAAAGGAAGAAGCGGGAGGAGGAAGAGCAGAGGAAACGAGAGGAGGAAGAGAGGAAGAGGAGGGAGCAAGAAGAGGAAGAAGAAAGGAGGAGGAGGGAGGAGGAAGAAGGUGGCGGAGGCCAAGGCGGGGGAGGAGGUGAUGAUCCAAGGGAGGAGGAAGAACGGCGGAGGGAGGAGGAAGAAGGUGGCGGAGGCCAAGGCGGAGGAGGAGACGAUCCGAGGGAGGAAGAGGAAGAGCGGCGGAGGAGAGAGGAGGAAGAGGGAGGCGGAGGCCAAGGCGGACGAGGAGACGAUCCGAGGGAAGAAGAGGAACGGAGGAGGGAGGAAGAAGGAGGCCGUGGCGGCAGAGGCGGAGAUGACCCGUGGGAAGAGGAGGAAGGCGACUGGGGAGACUCCUCCAAGUACCGCGCGGCCACGAACCUGAAGAAGCGCUACCGUGGUCGCAAGGGCGCCGUGUUCCAGAGCGCCUGAACAAGAACUGUUCCAGUCACCUUGCACGCUCUCUGCUCCACCCUUUCCCCGCGUACCGCUGUACGAAUAAUGGUGGCCAUCCUAGUUGUGUGGCUCUGUUCAGUCUACUGUAGUCUCUACGUAGUUUUGUUGGGUCCGUCGUUGCCACAAUGCCACUGUGUCUUGCUGUAGCCGGUGUAUAGAAGAGCUUGUGCAUUAUGCCUGCGUAUAAAUAAAGGAGCCGUUCAUCGCCGCAA